AUGGGGGCCCCGGUAACCCCGGCCUGCCUGCUGCUCCUCCUGCACCUCACAGCUGGGACGUCUGCAGAGCCGCACUAUGUGGUGGUGAGCCCAGCCGUACUCUACCACCCGCACACGGGGACGGUGUCAGUUCAUCUCAGCGACCUCAACGAGACCGUCCGGGUGAGCGUGCGGCUGGAGAGGGGGGAUGGGCUCAGCGCUAUCACCCUGCUGGAGAGAGAGGUCCAGGAGCCCCGUCUGCACGAGAACGUGCGCUUCCAGGUUCCAGCCCCGUCCAAGGGGCAGCAGGAAGUGGCAGAGCUGCACGUCUCGAUCCGGGGAGAUGGCCUGCAGUUCUCUGAGCGGAAGAAAGUGCUGCUGCAGGCGCUUCAGCCCGGGACCUUUGUGCAGACGGACAAGGCCGUCUACAAGCCGGGACAGACAGUGAAGUUUCGAAUCGUCAGUUUGGACAAAGACUUCGUUCCCAGUACCCGGAAGCUGCCCCUGGUGACCGUGCAGGAUCCCAGCGGGAACCGCAUCGCCCAGUGGCGAGAUGUGACUCCGCAGCAGGGCAUCGUGGAUCUGUCCCUCCCGCUGUCUGCAGAGCCGGCCAUGGGGACGUACGCCAUCGAGGUGCAGGGGACGAGGCACUUGUUCAGCGUGGAGGAAUAUGUGCUGCCCAAGUUCGAAGUGACCCUGGAGCUGCCCCCCGUGGUGACGGUGCUGGAUGAGACGCUCCUGCUGCGGGUGUGCGGCCGAUACACCUAUGGGAAGCCCGUCCAGGGGAGGGUCCAGGCCAGCCUUUGUCAGGAGGAACAACCAGCAUAUCACUGGUACCAUCUUCAUGGCGCGCUAACCGGGGCUCUGUGCACCGAGCUUACUGGCCAGACUGAGAGCAACGGCUGCUUUUCGACAGAGGUGGGGAUGGCUCCCUUCAACCUGACCCACUCUGGCUACAAGAGGAGCCUCCAGGCCAAGGCGUCUCUUGUGGAGGAGGGGACAGGGGUGGAGCUCAACGCGACCAAGGGCUGCAAGAUCGUGUCUGAAAUCGCUACGGUGACCUUUGAGGAUGCUGAUGAGACCUACAAGGCUGGAAUCCCCUACACUGGCAAGAUGCUCCUGAAGGCGGCAGAUGGCUCUGCACUGAAGAAUGAGAAGCUACAGCUCUUUGUUAGCUACGGAGACGUGAGGCAGGACCAGACUUUCCUGACGGACGAGUCUGGCAGAGCCUCCUUCGAGCUGGACACCUCCGGCUGGACUGAGAGGGUCACUCUGAGGGGGCACUUCAAGCAGGUGGAUCGCAGCUCUGUGUAUGGAAGAGUCUCUCCCAGUUAUCCAGAUGCCCAUCGUAACCUGGAGCCCUUCUACUCCAAGAGCCAGAGUUUCCUGAAGAUCCGCUCGCUGGGAGGGGUGCUGCCCUGCGACCAGGCCCAGCAGCUCCAGGUGGAUUACAUCAUUGCUAGGGAGGCCCUGGGGAACGGGUCCAGGAGCCUGGAUUUCAUCUUCCUGGUCGUGGCCAAGGGAGCCAUCGCCAGGAUCCUCCACAAGGGGCUGGACCUCAUGGAAGGGACUGGGCUGAAGGGCUCCUUCUCCGUGGAGCUGCCCGUCGGCGCUGACCUGGCGCCUGCUGCCAAGGUGCUGGGUUACACGGUGCUGCCCGAUGGCGAGAUGGCUGCCGACCGCGCCCGGCUGCACAUGGCAAAGUGCCUCCCGAACAAGGUGAAGCUGGCCUUCUCGCAGGACCGGGCCCUGCCGGGCUCAGAGCUCCAGCUGCGGGUGCAGGCUGCCCCCGGGUCCCUGUGCGCCGUCCGCGCCGUGGAUCAGAGCGUGCUGCUCAUGAAGCCCGAGGCCGAGCUCAGCGUCGACACGGUCUAUAACUUGCUCCCCCAUUUUCCCCAAGGAGACUAUCCCACUGCAGCUCGAGAGCAUGAGUCAGGCGGUUGUCCAUAUUUCUCUGAGUACUCCGAAUACAUGAGUCCCUGGUGGCGGCCUCACAGAAGGCCCCAGUCUGUCCAGUUUUCCAACAGUGACUCCUACCGUUUAUUUAAGGAUGCGGCUUUGAAAAUUCUCACCAACGCGAACACCAAGAAACCUUUCAUCUGCCCUGAUAUUCCGAUCUUCAGAUUCAGCAGUCAACCCAGCCUUAAACUCGGCCCUCCAGGAAGUCCAAUGGACUCUUUCUAUAGACCCGAGGUUGCGACGCAGAACGUACAAGUGGGGCAUAGUGGAUUAGGCAAUGCCCUGCCGGAGCCAGAGCCCAGCACCGAGGCGGAGCCAGCGCCACGUGCCUACUUCCCAGAGACGUGGUUGUGGGACCUGGUCCCUGUGGGUGAGGGGGGCUCCAAGGACGUCCCAGUCUCGGUGCCCGACACCAUCACGGAGUGGAAAGCUGGGAUGUUCUGCACGGCCGAGGUGGGCUUUGGGCUCUCGCCCACGGCCACCUUCACGGCCUUCAAACCCUUCUUUGUGGAGCUGGCCUUGCCGUACUCCGUGAUCCGGGGAGAGGCCUUUGCCCUAAAGGCCACCGUCUUCAACUACCUGCGGCAGUGCAUCAAGGUGCAGCUGACGCUGGCGGAGUCUGCGCAGUUCCAGGUGCAGGCGGGCGAGGACGGCGCCUACACCAGCUGCCUCUGUGCAGAUGAAGGGAAAACCUUCCAGUGGGAGGUGACGGCGAGCAGCCUGGGGGAGGUGAACUUCACCGUCAGCACCGAGGCUCUGCGCACCGAGGAGCUGUGCGGCAACGAGCUGGCUGUGGUGCCGGCCCAAGGCCGAGUGGACACCGUGAUAAAGCCCCUGCUGGUCCAGCCGGGGGGGAUCCUGGAGGAGAAGGCGCACAGCUCCCUGCUCUGCCAGGAAGCGUCCGAAGAAAUCUCCUUGCAGCUGCCUGCGAACAUCCUGGCGGGGUCCGAGCGGGCCCACGUGACUGUCCUGGGAGACAUAAUGGGCACGGCUCUGCAGAACAUAGACCGCCUGCUGGCCAUGCCCUAUGGCUGCGGAGAGCAGAACAUGGUCCGGUUUGCUCCCAACAUCUACAUCCAGCAGUACCUGGAGAAGAGCGGGCAGCUGAGCCCGGAGAUCAGAGACAAGGCCAAGGGUUUCCUCCAGAGUGGCUACCAGCGCGAGCUGCUCUACAAACACAAUGAUGGCUCUUACAGCGCCUUUGGGGAGAGCGACGCCACGGGCAACACCUGGCUGACGGCCUUCGUUCUCAAGUCCUUUGGCCAGGCCAGACCCUACAUCUCCAUCGACGAGAAGCACCUAGAGGAUGCCCUAAGGUGGCUGCAGCGUCACCAACUGGAGAGCGGCUGCUUCCGCAGUGUGGGGAAGCUGUUGAACAACGCCCUGCAGGGCGGCGUGGUGGACGAGCUCUCUCUCUCGGCUUACAUCACGGCAGCGCUGCUGGAGCUGGGGCAGCCGCUCACGGACCCCAUGGUGACCAGGGCCCUCCAGUGCCUCCGGGAGUCGAGCACCAGCGACCUCUACACGCAGGCACUGCUGGCCUACGCCUUCGGGCUGGCGGGGAGCACUGAGCUCCGGGGCACCCUUCUGCAGAGCCUGGCCCAGCACAGCGUCAGCGCCGGGGGACAGCUGCACUGGCAGAGGAAGGUGAAGGCCCUGCCCAGCCCCUAUGGGAACCAGGCCCCAUCAGCGGAGGUGGAGAUGACGGCUUACGUGCUCCUGGCCUAUCUCUCCCUUCCCAACGUGUCUGCUGCCGACAUGGCGACCGCCACCCAGAUCGUCCGCUGGCUCAGCAAGCAGCAGAACCCCUACGGGGGCUUCGCCUCGACGCAGGACACGGUGGUGGCCCUGCAGGCCCUGGCCAAAUACGCAGCCCUGACAUACAGCACGAGCGGGGCUGUGUCAGUGACGGUGAGCUCCCAGGCCGGGGCCCGGCAGCAAUUCCACGUGGAGAACGCCAACCGGCUGGUGCUGCAGCGAGCGGCCCUGCAGGAGAUCCCCGGGCAGUACACGGUGCAGGCCAGCGGCAAGGGCUGUGUCUUUGUGCAGCUGACUCUGCGCUACAACGUGCCGCCCCCAAAGAGCGCCGCGACCUUUGACCUGCGGGUGGAGACAGAGCCGAAGGAGUGCACCGAGAGCGCCAGAUCCCGCUUCAGCCUCGUGCUGCACGCCCGGUACAGCGGGGAGCGCCCAGCCACCAACAUGGCCAUCAUCGAGGUCAAGCUGCCGUCCGGCUACAUCCCCGUCAAGAGCUCCCUGCGGCAGCUGGAGAAGCAGCGUUUGGUGAAGAGGCUGGAGGUGCAGAACGACCAGGUGACGCUCUAUCUAGACGAGCUGACGAAGGAGGCGUCGAGUUUCACCUUCUCCCUGGAGCAGGAUUUCCCUGUGAAGAAUCUCAGAGCAGCCCCAGUGAGACUGUACGAUUACUAUGAGACAGGUGAACACACAGAGGCUGAGUACAGCGCCCCCUGCGGCUCAGCCCCUGAUGCCGACAUGAUGGAAAAUUCCCGCUGA
Molecule: messenger RNA, 4452 nt
Organism: Emys orbicularis (European pond turtle)
Lineage: Eukaryota; Metazoa; Chordata; Testudines; Emydidae
Product: alpha-2-macroglobulin-like protein 1
Exons: 36
Coding region: 1-4452 (1483 amino acids)
Cellular component (GO): extracellular region
Molecular function (GO): endopeptidase inhibitor activity
Source: RefSeq, a predicted model, not a curated record